CAGGACGCGCACGCUCUGACGGCCAUUGGCAAACGGAAGGAUUUGCGUGCUCGCUGUCGAAGCCAAUCGAUGCGUUCCAAGCGGGCGCGAAUGGGACAAACGGCAACCUGAUAAAAAAGAGGGCGCGUGCCACUGACGUGCUGCACUGAAAACAGGAGACAGCGCGAGCGCAGUUGUGUGUGUGUGUGUCAGAGCAGGAGCCAGCGCGUGAGAAAGCUGACAGAGCCGCGACUGAGUGCCGAGGCUGACCAGUGCUGAAGAAGCAGGAAAGCAGAGUUUUUUUUGGAGAGUGCAUCAGAGUGUGUGUGUGUGUGUGGGGGUGUACGUGUGUCAGUGUGUGGGUGUGCGUGUGUGUGUGUGUGUGUGUGAGAGUAUCUCUCAGGAUGAAGAAAAGCAGGAGCACACAGGGGGUUACACUGGCUGAUGAGAAUAAGGAGGCUCCCGUGGAACUGUUUGCCACAGCCAACACUCUUGGAGUAGAGGCGUACCGAGUCCACAGGCGCUUUUCUGGCAAUCUGCAGCUGCCCCCGUUGUCAUGGCGACAAGCAGAAAAGGAGAGGGACAGGGGCAGGCCACUCUCACCCGAAGAGAGUCCAGUGACCCGGACCAGACCCACAAGUCUGCCCAUCGCCUCCCUGCCCCGCAUCGACAUCACACAGGCUGAUCCGGACAGCUUCGAAGUGGACAAUGGUCCACAGUUGCUGUGCUGUAGUCCGUCAGACCCACAGGCCUCACCGGGUUCAGGUCUGGCCCUACACCCCCAUACUCAGCGCAGAGAGUCCUUCCUUUACCGCUCUGACAGCGACUACGAUCUGUCACCGAAGUCGCUGUCACGCAACUCGUCUAUUGUUGGAGAACUGCACGGAGAGGACUUGAUUGUGACUCCCUUUGCUCAGGUUCUAGCAAGCCUUCGGACCGUAAGGAACAACUUCACCACCUUGACAAAUGUGCAAUGUGCAUCUCAUAAGAGGUCUCCUGCUGCAUAUCAGCCCUCUGUCACCAAAGUCUGUCUCUCAGGUGAGUGUACUCUAUAGUCUCUUAGUACUGUACUCUGCACGACAACAUAAUUACACCCUCACCAGAGGCAAAGAUUCUGGGAAACAUGCCCAACUGUUAUGCGCAUGUGUGCUUUCGCUGCACGUCUGCAGCUCCUUUUCUAUUAUGGUUGCUAAGAGGUCAAAGGCCAAGAUUGGCUGCUGGUGGAAGGAGAAGAAUGCAAGAUUAAAAGAUUGUGAUCGACCCAACUAUAAAUACACCACUGACAGUAUUCUUCCAUUGUGUUAAUCCCAGUACGUGCAGCUUUUAUGCACUAAACUCCGAGAUAAAAAUCUAAAAACCUAUUUUCUCACACUCACAGCGGCGUACAGAGAGUUACUCGACCGGCACUUGUGCCGCAGGUGAAAGAGUGUGGUUUUGCACUCAUCGUGCACAUUUGAUGUAUGAAAAGUUGUGCAAAUAUUCGUUCCCGAGAAACCUUUUGCAGAUCCGUCAUUUCCUAUGAAAAUGUCGAUGUAAAUUAUCUAGAUAUUAACUAGAUGGCUUGUUAGUUACACAUGCAAAUAUGAACUCUAAUCUAAUUCAAUGAUGCGGGAAACACUUGAAAAAAUAAAGAACCCACAUUCAUUUUACAAUUGGACAAAAGGAAUGAAAGAGUGUGAGUGUUACUGAGAGAGAUUCAAUGGUCUGGACUGAGAUCAGGUAAAAGGAGGGAUUGGAUAAAUGAAAGAAGGGAAGGACGGAGGUGGGGAUAUUAGUUCCUGCCGCUCUGGUUCUUCAAGCCUGAUUUACGUCAGCACAGCCUGCACAUGGUUGCACUCCACUUCCUAUCAGCACAAACGUGCUGUUGGGAGUGUCCCGCAGCAGGAAAAAAUACAAGUCAAGUGUGAGUCUCUUAUUGUCUUUCCUCCUCCUCCACAGUUCUCACAAACCUUGACCUGAACCAAAUAAUCACUGAUGAGUGAAACCAUGCCACAAGUACAGUCACUCAUGACGUUUGUGGAAGAUAAAUUGAGGAAAACAAAUGCGGCAGCUUCUGUCUUAAUUAUCUGGAAAUUGCGUUUAAACUGUGUCCCAUCACAAAGCGCCGCCGCCAUCCCAGACAUACGUACAAAGAACAUAAGAGUACACCUGCCACUAUAUAAUGGUGAGGUUCACAUUGUUCAUAUGGCAAUUAACAGUAUCACACACGCACAGAUGCCGUCAUAUCCUCGUUUGUGCUUCUUUCUGUCUCAUUUUCGUCAACUCUUUGUCAGGAAAGGGGAGACCAGAUUUUUCCUGUUUUGCAUCUCUGUUUUUCAGUGAGGCACUUUUAUUCCCACUGGUGGAAACGCUACAGUACCUGCGUCUGUCUGGGCAUGAGCUCAACAUAGCUGGCAGGGAGGGAUCUCUGUGAAUCUUUUAAAAAAACAAA
Messenger RNA from Solea senegalensis (Senegalese sole), 2410 nucleotides. Its product is annotated as cAMP-specific 3',5'-cyclic phosphodiesterase 4B-like. Lineage: Eukaryota; Metazoa; Chordata; Actinopteri; Pleuronectiformes; Soleidae. The record is from RefSeq and is a predicted model, not a curated record. Bases 384 to 1034 code for a protein of 216 amino acids. The transcript has 7 exons.